UGGAAAAAAUCCCAUCACCAGAAGAGCCUGAAGCAGUUCUGUGCAGUCUCACAAAACUCGAACCACCAUCAACAAACAAUUAGUUUGGUUAAAUGAAUUAGUCAAGUUAGAGUUUGUGUGUCAUGUAAUGUGGAUGGGGUUAUAGAGCGGGCGUGGUAAUCGAAACGGGGUGCCAAAACACUACAUCGAGAAAAUUCAACUCGGAAUCUACAAGUGAUCGUGCCUUUAUCUGUUCGUACCUGCCGUGCCGCGAUUGCAGACAUCGUUGGGGUACGACCUUCUGCACAUGUCUAGUCUGUAAAAAACACACCCGGUCAUAUAUGGUUAAAUGUGUGAUUUGUGUGUUUUGUUGUUAUUUACUCCUCAGCUCCAGAGCGACUAUACCUAAAGAACAAUUAACAAAAACACGGACGCCUAAACACCACAAUCGUCACAUUUUGCGUGUCAGACAUUUAGUUAGAACGAUUAGUCCGGAUCUUGUUGGUGUAUGCGAUCCGGGAUCAUGGACGAAAUCCUCCAGUUUUUGUACGACCAGAACCGACCCUACACCAUCAACAACAUAAUGGAAGGGUUCAACAAACAACUCAGUAAGAGUCAAGUUGUUUCAGCUGUUAACAAGCUAGUUGAGAAGAACAAAGUGAUUGAGAAGAACUGUGGCAAACAAAAAAUAUACUGCGUGCCGCAAAAAUCGUCACUGCCUUUGAAAGACUUGACGUCCAAAACGUUCGAAAUGGAGCGCCAGUGUAGCAAUCUUGCUGCAACCCUCAAAACCGUUCAGAACGAAUUGGAGGAGAAGAGCGCCCGUUUGCGAGAUUUGGAAGGAACGUUGAGCAAGGUUGAGCUAUUGGAGAAGAAGAAGAAGCUGGAAGAAGAGGUUGAAGAAAUGGAGUCGAAACUAGAAGGUGGUACUAGCGAGUCGCUCGAUAAAGAGAAAAUCGAGAGGGAAUACCGGACCGUAUUUAAAGAAUACAAUAAACGGAAGAGAUGGUGCACGGACAUGAUCGAGGCCAUUUUCGAAAAUUACCCCAAAUCGAAGAAAACUCUCCUCGAAGACAUCGGGAUCGAGACCGAUGAUGAUGUUAAUUUCAAAGUUAAGGUUUCAAUAAAGUGAACUUACCCUACUUAUUAUAA
Molecule: messenger RNA, 1131 nt
Organism: Tribolium castaneum (red flour beetle)
Lineage: Eukaryota; Metazoa; Arthropoda; Insecta; Coleoptera; Tenebrionidae
Product: homologous-pairing protein 2 homolog
Exons: 2
Coding region: 488-1111 (207 amino acids)
Biological process (GO): meiotic joint molecule formation; meiotic strand invasion involved in reciprocal meiotic recombination; homologous chromosome pairing at meiosis
Cellular component (GO): DNA recombinase auxiliary factor complex; condensed nuclear chromosome
Molecular function (GO): recombinase activator activity; double-stranded DNA binding
Source: RefSeq, a predicted model, not a curated record